Messenger RNA from Aspergillus sclerotioniger CBS 115572, 669 nucleotides. RefSeq names its product peroxiredoxin. Bases 1 to 669 code for a protein of 222 amino acids. The record is from RefSeq and is a predicted model, not a curated record. NCBI's taxonomy places the organism in Eukaryota, Fungi, Ascomycota, Eurotiomycetes, Eurotiales, Aspergillaceae. Gene Ontology annotation, molecular function: peroxiredoxin activity. The transcript is spliced from 5 exons. Gene Ontology annotation, biological process: cellular response to oxidative stress; cell redox homeostasis; cellular oxidant detoxification. Gene Ontology annotation, cellular component: cytosol; mitochondrion.
AUGGCUCAGGAACGUGCUCCUCUCCGCCUUGGCUCUGUUGCCCCCAACUUCGAGACCGACACCUCCAACGGUCCUAUCACUUUCCACGACUUCAUCGGCGACAGCUGGGCUAUCCUCUUCUCUCACCCUGAUGAUUUCACUCCCAUCUGCACCACCGAGCUUGGUGCCUUCGCCAAGCUCGAGCCUGAGUUCACUGCUCGUGGCGUCAAGCUCAUCGGUCUGAGUGCCAACGGCACUGAGUCCCACCACGCCUGGAUCAAGGACAUCAACGAGGUCAACGGCUCCAACCUUACCUUCCCCAUUAUCUCCGACCCCGACCGCAAGAUCGCCUACUUGUACGACAUGGUGGACUACCAGGACACCACCAACGUUGACUCCAAGGGCAUGGCUCUCACCAUCCGCUCCGUCUUCAUCAUCGACCCCAGCAAGAAGAUCCGUUUGAUCAUGUCCUACCCCGCCUCUACUGGUCGUAACACCGCCGAGGUCCUCCGUGUUGUCGAUGCUCUGCAGACUACUGACAAGCACGGUGUCACUUGCCCCAUCAACUGGCUCCCUGGUGACGAUGUUGUCAUCCCUCCCCCCGUCUCCACCGAGGAUGCUCAGAAGAAGUUCGGCGAUGUCCGCAUCGUCAAGCCUUACCUGCGUUUCACCAACCUCAAGAAGGAGUAA